GGGCAGCUGAUCUACGUCAACCCCUUGGGCACUGAGACCUCCCCCACCGACCCCCCCACGGACCCCGGGCCCCCCUACCCUGGCACGGACGCCCUUCCCCUCAACCUGGACCUCCCCUGCCCUCGGGGUAUGGGCACCCGGGCACGAUCUUCCCCUCGGGCGUGGUCGGGCACCCGCCCCCCCCGCCGGCGAUGUCUCCGGGCACGCGGGUCGUACACGCCUUCAUGACGGGCACGGUUCCUCCCGCCCACGCCACGCCCACCCUCACGCCCACGCCCUCCCGCUGCCGCCCGACCUGGUCAUCCCCGUGCCCGCCAUGUCGCCCAACAUGGCCUCGGAGGCGGCGCUGCUGGGCUACGUGCCCGGCGCCCAGUACGCGUGCCCCAAGUGCUCGCUGGUGUUCGACGCCGCCCACGACCUGACCACCCACGUCGCCACCCACGCCCUCGACCCCGUCCACGCCCACGCCCACGACGGUCUCGGAGGCGCGGAAGGGGAGGUGGAGGCGCCCGCGAUGAUCACGAUCCACAUCCCGCCCUUCGCCAGCCCCGGCACGCCCGCAACGCCCCUCACGCCCACGGCAGCGAACCGGACGCACAAGAGGAAGCGCCGUGACCCCGCCAAGGAGGGGUCGACCCCGCGCGGGCCCCCACGUGACCGCUACCGCCUCUUCCAGUGCUGGGAGUGUGGGGGGACCUUCACCACAUCGGGGCAUCUCAAGAGGCAUAUGGAGGCCCACGGCGCGGACCGGCGCCACAAGUGCGACCAGUGCUCCGCCUCGUACUCCAGGCAGGAUAACCUACUGAAGCACCUCGAGGUCCAUAGCAACGGGGGCGUCCUCAUCUCUAGGUAGUGGGUGGUGGGCGUGGAUAGUGGGGUCCUCAUCUCUAGGUAGUGGGUGGUGGGCGUGGGCGUGGGUUGUGGGCGUGGGCGUGGGCGUGGAUAGUGGGCGUCCUCAUCUCUAGGUAGUGGG
Molecule: messenger RNA, 973 nt
Organism: Penaeus vannamei (Pacific white shrimp)
Lineage: Eukaryota; Metazoa; Arthropoda; Malacostraca; Decapoda; Penaeidae
Source: RefSeq, a predicted model, not a curated record